AUGUUCUAUCCUAUUCUGGUUUAUAUUAUUUGCCUAGCAUAUCCUAUUCAAGCAGAUAAUAAUGAUGAUGAUCCUCCGUAUAAUGUUCAAUUCGCCAUAAAUGAUCAUUUUGCUAUUUUAGCUCAAAAUGAAUUUCAACAGUUCAUUUUUAUGAAAAGUCCCUACAAUGGAUUAUCGACUAUGUGCAAAUUGACAUAUUUUAGUAUCAGCGACUCAAGAAUUGCAUCAAGUGAUAGUGAUAUCCUUGCAACAGUUUAUAGUGUAACAAUUGGCUGUCACCAGAAUACCAGUAGUCUCAUAUUUGCUGCGUAUGGUAAGACACUUGUGCGGGAACAUAGAUAUUUAGUAACUGUAGUAAUGGAAAUGACUGAUACUUCGGAUUGUCCGGAUGUUGUUCGUUCUAUUCAGUUUGUGCCAACUAUUGGCAUAGACGUAUUUCUCCAAGGAUCGAAUAGAGAUUCAAGUUCAGGAAUGAUAAUGAACUGGCCAUUGAUGGAUAUCGAUUCGUUUGGUUCACAUGUUUACGCGUUCUCAUCUGGAUGUAUUCUAAAAUUGAACAUUUUCGAUUCUCUGGCGAUUGGAGAGCGUAUCGUGGAAGAAUAUAUGUUUGAGUGGGGAUUUUUUGUAAAAGCAUCUCAGGUCUUGACAGUAGAACGUUUAUUUGUUGCUGUUUAUGAACAUCAUUUUGGACAUGCACGAAAUUUUUGUGGUCAAUCAGUAGUAUGGAUUGAUGAAGAUAAAUAUGCGAUUCUUUGUCUAUCUCUUUCUACUCUACCAUGGUCGAGUUCUCAAGUGCAGAUUUAUUCUUAUCAAGAUUUACAUCAACCCAAGAAAUUACUUUAUACUUUUCCGAAUAAUCAACAAGCGAUUGAUCCGUUAGUCAUGUCUCAUUUGCCUCCAUAUGAAUUCCAUAGUAUUUCAUCAUGGACAUCGGGACUUGUUGUUGCUCUAGAUGUUGAAAUUGGUCUUAUUAUUCCAAUGAGUUCGCCGGGCUUCUGUAGCAGACGAAUGAUAGGAAACUACAGUAUGGUUAUCUAUGGGAGUGAUUCGUGUAUUAUCGGUACUAGCCAGAAUACAAGCAGUUCAGGACCGUGCCUCCUCUGUCCACCCGGUACAAUGGACAAUGGUAGUUUCGACACGGAAUGUCAGAAAUGUUCGACAUCUGACUAUUGUUUACGUGGCGCAUUGACGGAACUCACAGCUGCACAUACAUUAAGCUAUGCUCAGACUACUCCGUAUCCUGAAUCGGCGACAUCAACAGAAUUUGACGAUGUGCUGCUACAGAAUAUCUUCAGAUUUAGUGACUGUCUUUUUCAAUCGCCUCUCCUGUGGAUAUCGAUUGUAGUUCUUGUCAGUUGUCUAUGUUGCUUAUUCAUUGGUUUCUUAAUCUACAAAUCGAAGUGCCUUCGAUGCAAUAUAUUGACAAGAAAGUUAUGUGUACGUUUCGAUCUGAUUGGAGAAGGCAAAUAUUGGAUGGGUGGUUUUCUUUCGCUACCCAUUCUAGUUCUCAUCAUCUUUGCAAUUAGAUUCGACCGGUUAUUUGCUAAUCUUUAUCCAAUCGAGAGCAUUUCCAAUGACAAUGCUUGUGAUCCAUCACUUCUCAAUGCAAAAUUUACCAGUACUCUACAAUUACUCUCCAUUCAUCGACAUCCGGACGAGCAAAUUCUUUUCGAUAUGCUUGACGACGAACAAACUAUCACACUUAUUCUUCAUUUUCUUGCCACGGGAUUUACUUGUAGUCAUUUAACAGUCCAAUACAAUACAAAUGAGAAUGAAAAUGUGUUUUCGAAUGAUUACAUUUGCUCUUAUAAUAGAACGAAUGGAAUAAUUACUGUAUCGCUUCAUGUUUUACCAUCGCUUCUUACUUUACAAUUUCAUUUACAAGGUCCUUAUUUUAUUGGCGGACUUCGUAUAUGUUUCUCCGGCUCAUCAGUAACCAAAGAUAAUAGAAAAUAUGUUGUAGAGAAUCUUGAUAUUUGCCAGUUUUAUCAUACUCCUAAUGAAACCUUGACGGCAAAUCCAACUCUGAAUGUUGAAAUGAUCAAAACAAUUAAUCGUACAGAAGUAUUUUCCAAUAGUGGAGAAAUCAUGUUCAAUGGACGAUGGUUACCGAUGAUGACAAUGCGCAUGCUCUCGGAUAGUAUUCUAUAUCGUCAGCGUGAAGAAAAGUUACGUUAUUUAUCCUCGCAAACAACGUUAACUAUUCAAAUAAUGGAAUCCAAGUUUUAUAUUAAGAAUACUCAGGAACCGAUUGCGAGACAAUCUGAAAUUAUUUUCAAGACAUUGCUUUUUGCGAGUAAGUUUAUUGUCUUCAGUGAAAAUAAGAACAUACGUUCUGUUAUUCUUAGCAUUGUGCCUCGAGCUUGCUGCUUUAGCUUUUCUGAUCGUCAAACUUGUCAUUAUGCCCUUCGUACGUCUUAUUCAACACCGAAUUGA
This is a messenger RNA of Adineta ricciae, 2436 nucleotides long. The record is from the annotation of a GenBank genome assembly. Lineage: Eukaryota; Metazoa; Rotifera; Eurotatoria; Adinetida; Adinetidae.